Molecule: messenger RNA, 1098 nt
Organism: Dreissena polymorpha
Lineage: Eukaryota; Metazoa; Mollusca; Bivalvia; Myida; Dreissenidae
Exons: 6
Coding region: 74-730 (218 amino acids)
Source: RefSeq, a predicted model, not a curated record
AUUUAUAAAAGCCUGAAUAUGUUAAGUCUUUGCUGCUUUUUCCAUUUUAACUGUUGUAUUUUAUGUGACUAAAAUGCGGAUGACAAUAUUGCGUGUUGUUGUUUUUGGCUGUAUUGUUUUGGAGCUGUCAGAAGGCAAGAAACACCCGUUUUGCGGUUUGCGACGCGUCUGUUAUACAAACGAUGACUGUCUCGAGAAUCGAUGCUGCGUCAGUUUCCUGCAAGCGAAUGGCACGGAACAACCGUGGGCAAAAAACACGCAUAAACUGAUCAAGAAAUAUUUUAAAGGAAAGUGUACUCCAUAUAGUCGAAAAGGAACCGGCUGCAAUCAGUUCCAAUUGUAUCCGGCUGACGAUGCCAGACUUAGUUUCGAUAGAUGUCAGUGUGCCAAAAACCUGUAUUGUGAAGACCAGAACGUUCAGGCUUCCGAAGGGUAUGUCGGCGUCUGUAGCACGCGGCCUGUGGAGUGUACAAACGUCACCAUGUGUAAAUCCGACGAAUGCUGCGUCAGUGAAUACGGCAUUGUGGGGCAAAACGAGGGCCCUGGAACCUGCCAGACACUGGGAAAACCUGGGGACAGGUGUCUCUUAAAGAAUGGGACAGGAAGGACGGACAAAAUCGUACCAUACUCGUGCCCUUGCAUGGAGAACUAUUAUUGUGCCGAAGUUGACGUCUUACCUGCUAAAUUUGGAUCAUUGGGACGGUGUGUGGCGAUAAAAGAGUCAACAUAAUCUGAGCGGCGAUCGUUUAAUAGUGUUAUGAUGUUAUCAUGUGUGAUUAUUUAAACUUAAUAACUCAGGACAACGACUUCUUUCCUUAGAGAAACACGAUUUACGGAAUAAAACAUGACAUCGCAAAUCAGUACGUUUAUUUCAAACAAAGAAAUUCAUAGAAACCAACAUAUAUUGUUUUACAGCCUACAUCACAACAUUAUAUAAUUAUAAGAUUAUAUUUGUGUAGACCGUCCGAUAUUCAAAAAACAUCUGUUUCGAAACUACUUGUAUAAGGACAUCUCACACAUGUGCACUCUACCUUUUUCUUGUACAAUUCCGUAUGCCAUAACGUUCUGGCAUUUAUUGUCGUUCGCUGUUAAAGCACU